GCUAGACAGUUUCGAUGACCGUGAGGCUUUAGUUUUCUUUGCUAUGAUUAGGAGGUCUUCGUACGUCUGAUAUUUUUCUUGACUGUAAUUCUUAAGCACUUAAGGAUAUAGAAACAAAUCUUUCUAGAACAUCAUAGCUUCACAUUCAACUUCUUUAUUUUUCUGAAACGUAAAUGCACAUCAAUCCUUUCGAGUGCACGUAAAACAAUGUUUACACGGUCGUUUAAAAUCCUGGAUCGACUUGCCCGACAACACUCAACCUUUCGCGAUGGAGGGUUACCCUGGAACAAGUAUGGCACAGCGGUCGGAGCUGUUAUAUCUACCGGAGCCUCCCUGGUGGCGAUGUACUCAGCUUACGACUCAAGGAAGAAUCUGGAAGCACACAGCAGAAAGGAGUUCGGACGAGCCUUUGCAGAACUCCAGAACGACUUCUACACGACUGAGAUGAAUCGUGUUCAGAGGAAGCUCUACAACUUGAAGAGAAGGGCGGACAACGAAGGUCGAAGCUGGGAUGACGUGUGCGGAGAGUGGGCCGCUGACGACCUGACUCUUUCCCUGACACCACCGGAAAAACUAACAAAAGAGCAGAAGAUCCGAUUGAAGGAGGUGGAGGAAAUAGGAGAAGCUAGUAGGACUUGGACUGCCUUCUUUAAUAAAUUUCGCUCCCUCUACAAACGGGGCGUCAUUUCUGAUGAAGAUGUGAAGCAGCACAACUUCCCCAGCGAGGGACAAAUGAAGGGAUAUGUCACCGUGGUCGACCCGAUAUUACAAGCAUGCAGCGUCGUGUUUGUGGGAAAUGUAAAAAUCCCAGAAUACAGUCAGGCAGAAAUAGCUGGAUUUCUUAGCACAACUUUCCUUGAUGGUCGCUACAUUCUUACAGAGGAGAAACUAAGAGAGAGGCAUGACAAAUACAUGCUCUUGAGAGAGCAGGUUUUGGAAAACAUGAAACCGGAGGCUCAGAAGGAAAGAGAAAAAUGGUACCAGUGGCCUUAAAUCAUAGAGAUGCAUAAAGGCGGUAUCUCACUGCAUUGGAGCACCGUUGCGGCAUUGCGAGCUUCGAAAGAUUACACAACGAUUUCAGAGAUGAAGAACGAUUUUAUUACGUUUUAUGUAUUUUGUUGUUUUUAAAGUCAAAAUAUUCCUAACGUUCUAACGUUAUAUCGUAUAAAAAUCGGCGAAAAUAACACAACAGUGCCGCAGUGAACGACCCCGUAGUGCCACAUCGGUGCCUCAAGCGCAGUGAGAUACCACCUUAAAGUGUAUCAGUAUAUUCAUUAUUACGUUAAAAGACUGAAUUACAUACAUGUACAUGCACGAGAAGUUAACAUUAAACAGUCUUCGUUAUGCAUUCAAAUACGUAAAUCUGUUAUCUGUGACUUGAAUGUAAGGAUACGAUCAAAAGCCGAAUUGUAUAUAAUGACAUCCUAACAUUGUAUAACGAUGUGAAUUCAUUGCAUAACAAUGUGAAUACAUAGUUCAUGGUGUUAACUAAAUAAGAAGAAGAGAGAGACACGUAAACGAUAGAUUCGGUGGUAGCAUUUUAAAUUUUCCAUUUGCAACACAAGAAGUGUUUUUACUUUACCUUUAGUAUUUCAUGUCAUAGUAUACUACAUUUAGCCUAAUGUGUGGAUCAGAACAUGCAAAUCAAGACGAUUAAUGAAUAACAAUGUUACCCUCACCCCUAGCGUACUUAAAACGUAUUUUGAUCACAAUGCUACUCUAUAUUAUACUUUAUUCUGGCCUUUGUAUAGUAACGUUUUCACUCCUGUGAUCCUAUUUAAAACUUAUUUUGGGACAAUGACAAUGAAGUUUAUUGCGUAAUGCAUGCUGCAUAUAGUAAACAUCAUAAGAUACUCUCA
Molecule: messenger RNA, 1859 nt
Organism: Branchiostoma floridae (Florida lancelet)
Lineage: Eukaryota; Metazoa; Chordata; Leptocardii; Amphioxiformes; Branchiostomatidae
Exons: 3
Coding region: 208-993 (261 amino acids)
Source: RefSeq, a predicted model, not a curated record